This is a messenger RNA of Penaeus chinensis, 3010 nucleotides long. Its product is annotated as alpha-(1,3)-fucosyltransferase C-like. The record is from RefSeq and is a predicted model, not a curated record. Gene Ontology annotation, cellular component: membrane. The transcript is spliced from 6 exons. Bases 146 to 1633 code for a protein of 495 amino acids. NCBI's taxonomy places the organism in Eukaryota, Metazoa, Arthropoda, Malacostraca, Decapoda, Penaeidae. Gene Ontology annotation, molecular function: alpha-(1->3)-fucosyltransferase activity.
AUUAGUGUGUUCGCUGCAGUGAGUCAGAGAAGGACGGCGUCGGGGAGUCUGUGCCAGGCUAUGGCGAGUCAGUUUGUAAACAGUGCCACGUCCGUGAGGUGUGCUAAGCCCCGGGAGUAAGCUGCAGUGAGAGAGGCCUCCCGCGAUGAGGAAGCGGCUGGUCUGGUGGUUCGGCCUCUUGGCGCUGUGCGUGCUGGGGCAGGCGAGCGUGAUGCUGUACCAGAGAGUUUGGGCCGCCCUCCACAAGAUGCUCGAGGAGUUCGUUAAUAAAUACAUCAACGACGAUAUCAACUACGACUACUACGAGGACCUCCCGGAGGGCGUCUACGUCAGGAGCAAGCGCCGCCUCAGCGCCACCGUCAUGAGGAAGUUCCGGGACCUGAUGAACGGCUACGACUCGACUCGUGAGUCACGUCAGGACAGGAAAUUAGUGCUGUUCUGGACGUCGUGGUUCAGCCAGGCGUGGUGGGUGCGCAUGGGCGGGGGCGUUGACUUGGAGGCCGCCCACUGCCCGGAGACAAGGUGCUACUUCACCCACGAUCGUAGGAAGAGGGAAGAGGCGGCAGCUGUGCUAUUUUUAUCUGCAGAGGUGAAGAUGUCCGACCUCCCGUACAGUCGAUCUCCGAGUCAGCGGUGGGUCUGGGUUCACGUGGAGGCACCUACGUCAGACGUCCCACUCCAUACUACGGGAGAUCCUGGCUUGUUAAGGAGCACAGCAAAGAGUGUGAACGCAACUGGGCAUCGCCUGGAUAACCUCUUCAACUGGACCAUGACAUACCAUCCAGCCUCAAACAUCAUGGAACCCUACGGCGCCCUCAUACCCAGAGAAAAUGCCACGCUGUCUCAAGAUGGCCUUUCCACCUCUGCCAAGACACGCAGGGGUUUCCUGUUGACGUCCCUGAGGCCUGCAUUGCUCGAGACGGAGAGCCCCUUCUACGAGGCUUAUAUGAACGCCCUACAUGGCAGUGAGGGCUUCGAGGAAAUCAUGGGCCCGUCAUGGGUCCCCUACGUGGACUGGGCCACAGAAGACGCGGGGAAGGACUGGUCCGAGUUCCUGUUGCGGCCGAAUUUAGUAGCAUGGAUGUCGUCCCACUGCCAGACUCGUUCACGCAGGGAGGACUACGUGAGGCAGCUGCAAGAACAUGUGCACGUCCAUGUCUACGGUGCCUGCGGUACGCUCAGUUGCGGCCGGCGGGAGUCCCACCGCAAGGACCGCUGCUGGCAGGACGUCCUGGCCCGGAAGUUCCUGUUCUACCUGGCCUUCGAGAACUCCGUGUGCGACGCCUACGUGACCGAGAAGCUGUGGAAGCCGCUGGUGCACGGCCUGGUGCCCGUGGUGCUCGGGGGCGCCAACUACUCCCACUUCCUGCCGCCCAACUCCUACAUCAACGCCCGCGAGUACCAGCCGCGGGAACUGGCGCUCCUUCUGCGGCAGCUGCAGGCCUCCCCUCGAGACUACGCCAGGUUCCACCUCUGGCGCGCCUUCUGGAGGGCCACCCUGAGGCCGUCCCUGUGCGAGCUCUGCCUCAAGAUACACAAUGACGAUGAAGUGUCGACCCUGAGGAACAUCCCUGACUGGUGGCGAGAUGUGGGGCGGUGCCACAACCCCGCGGUGCCAACCACGCUCUUAUGAUCUGCUCAACCCUGUUCUUCCGUCCUUAUAUUUUUCCUUAUAUGUAUAACAGUUACCGAUCAACCGAAUUCCACUUGUCGUCGAUCUUUUUUUCGCUGUAAAAGAAUGUCUGAACAGGAAAUAGCGAACUCAAGCAAGCACAGGACACUGCAGUUAAAGGCUGAGUGAACUGUAACAAGAUUGGGGAUGUUUAGAAGGAAGCUGGUGAAGAUUUCAGUUGCUAGAAAGACCGAGAAAAAAUGACAAAGUUGGUUUUAUCGCUGUUUUUCUUUAUUUUGGGUUACUAUAACACUUCUGUGAAUUGUUACCACCACUGUCACCGCAAGUCAUGCGAAUAUGAUGAUAGAUCCUUGACUUCGGAUUAAGAUGUGAUAACUUAUUUAUAAACCAUAACAACGUCGGCACUUCAGUUAAAUUUUGCAAAUCUAUUACUUGUAUUGCAAUAUUGUUUAAACUAUCAGAUCAUGUUAUACAUUUAAACAUUGAUUACUAACGCCAGUCAACGUCGAAAUCAAGGCUCUAGCGUCGCUUUCGAAAUCAUUUGCGGUAAUGGCGGUAACCCUUAUUCUGUGUAUACCUUAGAUACUUAUUUUUUGUGAUUACAGCACACUCAUUAUGAGAGAUGAAACCAAAGGAGUGUACAAGAUGCCUUUGUGCUUGCACCUUUUCGUGUGCCUUGUGUGUACGUGUUAGUUGUAUAGUAUUUUAAGUACAUAUUAUAUUUUAAUUGCUUGGCGUUGUAAAUGAUUUGCCAAUAUAUAGUUUUGGAUGUAGUAUGUAUGGACUACCCAAGUAACCAAUUCAAUGGAUAUCUACACGUAUAAAGAGUAUUGGAGGUGUAUACAACCCACAACCUUAUUAUAUAUCACAGAGAAUAGUAAAUUACUAUGAAUUCCUAACUGAUAUACAUAACAAAAGUGAUUCCAUAAACAAAGAGACACAACAAAAUUCGUACAACUACAUUGACAUGCUUAAUCAAGGUUUAAAUUACCAAUAUCAAAAUGUGUUUUCUUUUAACAUUUCAGCGUCUUGGCCCAAAGGACGUUAUCAUCUCCAUCGUCAUUUCCCUGUAAUAAAAGUAACAAUCUUCAAGGAUUCUAAUUCAUCACUCUAACACUUUGCUUCAUUACACUUCUUUCAUUAUCUUUAACUAUAACUUGACUACAAAUUGUCUUAUGUAUUUGAACACACUCAAUAACCACGUCAUUCACUGGAAAAUACUCGCAGCUUGUAAUACUGUGCGCAUAACACCUGGAUUUUGUCUUUCAAGUGUAUUGGGUUAUGUAUUUUUGAUGAACAAUUCUGUAGAGAACAGAGAUACAGGUCUUGGUAUGAUUGAUAUAUUCUUCGUUAAUAAGUAAUUCAUGUUCGUCUGUA